GUAUAUCCUACCUACCGAGGUGGAGGGACGAUGCCACGGUCUCAUAAUAACAGACAGUGCACGUAGGCUGCUGAGCGCGUCAGCGGAAUUAAGAAUAGAAAGCGUAAAAACAGAUUGGGAGACUAUAAGAGGGUAGCAAAGACAGUUUAUGCAACUAAAAAUAAAUCGUUAAAAACAAACAAGGAAAACACUUGAAACUGGAGGAACUCCUGGCUUUCAUUCCCAAAAGUGAUUUUUUUCAUUAUGAAGAAGAGCAAUUUGGCCAAACGGGGUCCUCAAGAUGUCAACCAGCUUUCAUGCCAGCCUGAUAAAGUCGGCUGGAUCCGCAAGUUCUGUGGCAAAGGGAUUUUCAGAGAAAUAUGGAAAAACCGUUUCGUGAUGCUUAGAGGAGACCAUCUGUACAUCUCAGAGAAAGAGGUAAAGGAUGAGAGGAAGGUCCAGGAGGUGUUUGACCUGGCUGACUACGAACGCUCAGAAGAGUUGCGCAAGGCCAAGAGCCGAAGUAAAAAGAAUCACAGCAGGUUUACCCUACUUCGCUGCAAGCAGCCUGGGAACACGGUGCCAAAUCUUGUGUUUUUAGCCGUUAGCCCGGAGGAGAAGGAGUCCUGGGUCAAUGCCCUGAAUACAGCCAUUAUUAAAGCAAAGAACCGUGUUUUUGAUGAGGUCACCAUUGAAGAGGAUAGUGUCCUGGUGCACCCUACCCGUGAUCGUGCUAAGAUUCCCCAUGCAAGGCGUCUGCCCACACGGGGACACCUCAUGGCUGUGGCAUCCACCUCCUCUGACGGAAUGUUGACUCUUGACCUUGUCCAUGAGGAAGAUGACUUCACCCAAGAAGAUGAAGAAGAAGACUUCUGGGAAAAGAACUACCGGGUUGACCUGGAAAAACGGGCCCACGGUCGUAAACGUUCGAGCACAGACAUCUCGAAAUUCAGAGUGGCCGCCAGGGAUCCAAGAGUACCGAAGACAGGAAGCCUGCCUCGCGGGAGCGAGCUCUCCUGGGGCCAGGGGCACCAUCUUGAGGCUCAGUCCUGCACCCCUCAGCCAGGGAAGCGAUUCAGUGGUAGGAGCCGAUGUGCCUCCAUGGACGAGGUGCUUUCCUCACGGCCAUUUAGAGGUGUCCUUGGCCCUCGGCCCGCAGAUGAACCCGUCCAGCCGGUCGGACAACUGCAGAGUCUUAUUGCCCAGAAAAUGCAGAGGGCUCAGGAACUGCUAGAAGAAAUGCGAUUGGAGGAACUGCAACGUGUGAAGGGCUUGGAUUCACCCUACCUGAAGGGCAUUGAUUCGCCCCGUUUGCACCACCUGAGAGGCUCUGAGUCGCCCCACUCCAGGGCAUCAGGUUCGCCUCGCAGUAAGAGUAGUGACUCACCUCGUUUGAGGGUUAAAGACUCACCUCGUUUGAGAGGGAAAGACUCACCACGUACAAAGGGCUGCAAGAAGUCCCGUUCAAAAGGUACAGACUCACCCCACUCAAAAGGUGCCGACUCCCCUAAUUUGAGGGGUAAUGACUCUCCCCAUCCCAGGUUUACCGAUUCGCCCGGUCUAAGAGCUCCUGACUCGCCCCGUGUGAAGGGAUCUGAUUCUCCUCGUGUCAAGAAAACAGACUCGCCAAGCGUGAAGCGUUCUGACUCCCCACAUCUAAAGAACAUUGGUUCACCUUUUUCAAAAAGUUUCGACUCAUCGUGUCUGAAGGGUCCUGACAUUAAGGAUACCGGUUCCCCUGUUCUGAGGGGUAAGGACUCUCCAAAUCUAAUUGGUAGGGAUUGUCCAAGUCUGAAGAGUACCGUCACUCCUCUGAAGGCUACUGACUCACCCUAUAGCAGAAGCGCAGACCCGCUCCUCGGUGACUUGGAUCUGGAGAGCAGACGGGCAGAGGCCGAGCGUCUUCUGCAGGAAGCCGUCUCCUCCUGGCGUCAGGCUCAGGAGGUGCUGGAGGAGGUGAAGGAGCUGCAGACGCAGUCGCUGAACCGUCGCUCGGAGAAGAAGUCAAUAAGCGGAACACAGAGACAGCCGCUGGACGAUAGGCUGGACGACCCAUGACCCCGUAGCCACCGGAGCGCAGAAGCAUCUGGGCCCGUCUCCAAAACAAAGACAAUAUAAAAGAGCACAAGGGGUCGAUACAUUUACGUGUCACAUUUUUAUUGUCAUUGCUAGCCAGUGCUGACGCACAAAGCUUUUAGAGUUUCUUCUCCCAUUGCACUUUCCUAUGUUGAUCCUUGUGUUUAUAUAUAAAUAUAUAUACUGUGUACUAUUCAAAUGAUGCUGUAAUGAUGCAAUUCUUUUAUUAGCACUGCUUGCUGAUAUGAAUUGGUUGGAUGGACCUUGAACCCAAAAUAUAUUUUCUGUGUCUGCACUGUGUUUUUCCUUCCCCUUGUCAAGGGCUCUGUGGACGGGGGGUGGGGGGCUUCUGCUGAGCUGUACAGCAGAGCAUGGCUCAAACCUGGUGUAACGCAGGCUGAGAGGCAUAAACAGGGCAGGAGUGGAGGUGCUGUGCCUCGAUGACACACUGAAUCCCCCAGGGAAAUCCAUGCUGUACAUGUAUUUACAUGUAUUAUCUGUCUGAGGUAAAAUAUGUUUCAUGGGGAAAUGCUGUGUGCUAAAAACCUAAAAGCAAACAGUUUUUUUUUUAAAUAAUGGAUGUAUUAGGAUAAUUAUUUUCAACUUGAAGCCAACAACGUUCAAGGAAUCAUAUACCCUGUUUGGAUUAUAUUCUUUCAGUUAGCUUUUUCAGUUAGCUUCAGACUAACCAUUUGUGUAGUUAUCUUCAAACAUUAGGAAUAAUGCCCGUCUCUCCAAAUCACAGGUGCACUUGAUGUUGGUUUCUUCAGAGGCUGAACACAGAGGCCAUGAUUAUCUUACUCUGCCAGAUAAUGAGUUAUUUCAUCAGCCCCGCUGUUUCUUAACUUUGCUGUAGCAUAAGACAGCAAAUGUAUCUGUUUACAUUAUGCUAUCAAAUUGAAUAUCAUUUCAUCAAUUGAAUUCUAGAUAUUUAUAGCUAAUAAUCACAGACCAAUAAUCACUCUGAUUGUGUGGAACAACUUUGUGCUAUUAAAUUGGCUUUUGUCUUCUAGUCGUGUUA
This is a messenger RNA of Esox lucius (northern pike), 3076 nucleotides long. RefSeq names its product pleckstrin homology domain containing, family O member 1a (gene plekho1a). Lineage: Eukaryota; Metazoa; Chordata; Actinopteri; Esociformes; Esocidae. The transcript has 6 exons. Gene Ontology annotation, biological process: regulation of myoblast fusion. The coding region runs from base 244 to 2037 and encodes 597 amino acids. The record is from RefSeq and is a predicted model, not a curated record. Gene Ontology annotation, cellular component: muscle cell projection membrane; ruffle membrane.